Molecule: messenger RNA, 4554 nt
Organism: Ahaetulla prasina
Lineage: Eukaryota; Metazoa; Chordata; Lepidosauria; Squamata; Colubridae
Exons: 7
Coding region: 111-2417 (768 amino acids)
Source: RefSeq, a predicted model, not a curated record
AAGGGAAUGUUCAGCCAGGGAUAAUUUAGAAGCUCAUGAGAAGCAGUGACAAGCAGCUGGCUACGUCCAGGGAGCAGGGUACAAAGCGGGGAAGUUAGAGGCAUCUCAAGAUGGCUAAGAACCUGCUAAUGGUACUGCUACUCACCAUCCUCAGCCAAGUGUUUUGCCUGCAGUGUAACACAUGCCAUGGAGAAUACAGUUGUGUUGGAGAGAAGGUGGCCUGCGAAGAUUCCUCAGCCAGCUGCAGAACAUCAGUCCGAAAAGCACAUGUCUCUUUUCUGGAAUUCCAGACCGUGAGGAAAGGCUGCGCUCGACAGAGCUAUCCAUUUGAAUCUUUUUCCAUGACUUCGCAUCUUGUGACUCUCUCGUACCAAGAAAACUUUUGUGCGGAGGAUGGCUGUAACAACAAGACCUACUUCGUCUCUCAUCCUGCCCCAACCAAUCACAUGCGCUGCCAUACCUGUGCCUCCCAGGGAGCCUGGUGUCCUGAAUCUUCUCGCACUCAGAUCAGCUGUGUCGGGCAUCAGGACCAAUGUGUGGAUCUUGACAUCACCGGAAACUUGGGUCCGUAUGCCAAUCUCAAGCUGAAAGGAUGCACCAAUCUUCCCCGGUGUGAAGACAACUUGAGCUUUUACUCAGGAAGCCGAACCAUCCAUGCCACCUGCUGCAAUACUCCGCUUUGCAAUACCUUCACCCCAGACUUGCACCUGGAAAGCCAGGCACCAAACGGAUUGGAGUGCUACAGCUGUGUGGAUGGACAGGGCUCCGGUGGUGCGUGCUCCAACAAGACCAUCUCCAAAGUGAAGUGUACUGGCGUUCGUAACAUGUGCCUGGAAGGAAUUGGCAACAGCCGUAAAGCUGGGAAAGAGGAGACCUUGGUGACUUUCAAAGGCUGUGCUUCCCCUGCCAUGUGCCAGAGCUCUCUCUUGGAAUUGGUGCAGGAGCUGGACGACGCUGACAUCAUCUGUUGCCAAGGGAAUCUCUGCAACAACCGCAUUGUAGAUGGUGUGAUCAUGGAAUCUCGAGUCCCUGCUGACAGCCCCGAAAACAUUGAGGAUGUAGGAUGUGUCACCUUCGACCCCAAGCCCCCUGAGCCCAUACCCACGUCUGAUUGCUUCUAUUCAGAUGAGGUGGAAGAUGGUAACAUGGUGGUGGUAGACUCACCUCGCGGUGAGGUCCCAUCUCCUGGAAACCACACUGAUAAGGAGACCGUCUACGUGAUUGAUGAAAAGAAAGCGAGUGAGAACUUGGUCAAUGAGAGCAAUGCCCGACCUUCAUCCCAUCAUGACCACACCUUUGUAGGUGGAAAACCAUAUGAGGAGACUCUUUCUGGAAAUUCUUCUGAAAGCAGAGAAACUUCUUCUUCUGCAGGUGAUUCACACACGGAACGUGGUUCUUCAGGCAGUUCCUCGUCUACACCAAACCUGGGGAGAAGCAAUGCAACAUCUUCUGGUAACCACGGUGGUGUGGCUCUACUGAUACCUUUCAUCGUUUCCAAGAGAAACAGGACUACCGCUCCUACCACUUCCUCCCCCUUCGAGGCGAGUACCUCCAAAGAGGUUUUGUCAGAUUCUAGCAAUGAUAAGGACGUAGCGAGCGAUAAAUGUGAGUCGGAAGAGAAGUGCCUCGCCGCUGGGGGACACUUCAUAGCCACCAAUGAGAAAGAUCAUGGAGGUUCUCCUUCCAGCCACCCUGCAUCUACUUCUCACGGGAGCGGGACCCCAGUAAACACCUCCAGCUCUGCUGAAGACACUCCCAACACUGGUAACUUUCUCAGAGAAGGAAGCAACCAGGAAUCGGAAUCCUAUUCCUCAUCCACUGAAAACAUACAUAAUGUUUCCGUUUUAGCCAUAGAAGAACAUGGACCUCCACAUGCUCCUGCCACCAAUACCUCAGGAAGCACCAACGUGGAGGGUGGCCAUGGCACACCUGGAGUUGAAAACUUCAUUGUUGAUAAUAGGAUUCCUGUAUCAACUCCUGCCAGUCGUAAUGCAACUUCAGAUGGCUUGGCCAGCAAUGUUCUUCCUAGGCUUCCGAUUGCCUCUCUAGAUAACGGCUCUUUCAUCGUAGAAGAUGAGCCCGAAGCAAAUGUUUCUGGAGCAGCAAACAUCAAUGUGUCCAACUCCAUCCACAAUCCCGGGAUGGGCCUUGCAGUGGCACUUAGUACCUCCCGUCCCAAAACCAAGACUCCGUGCAGCCAGCCAGGGUGUGAAAACCCACAUAGAGUGAACCUGAUGACCUCGUCUGGAGAAGCGGCAGAAGAAGCUACGAGGAACGCUAGCGCCCCGUUAUUCAGCGAUCCUAAAAGUCCAGAACACAACAUAGCAGAAAAAGAGCAAGCCAAUAGUGGAGCUCUCGGCCUUACCACAAAUUUGGGGCUUUUCUCCCUCGCUUUUUUGUUAGCUGCCCUUACUUAGUUUGCGUUCACUGGAAGGGUGAGCCAGGUGUCUGGAUUUUAUCCCAACCCGCUUCAAAAAAAAAAAGAAGAAGAAGAACAUGGGAACUUGGUGGUUCGCGCAUCCACAAAGUUUACAAAAGAGGAAGGAUGAAAUUUGCAAAUGAGGAGCUAGAUUAAAAUUUGGCAAACUUCUGUUUUGUACGAGAGAAUGUGUGCCUUUUUAUAUACGUGCAGGAGAGAAUGUAUCGUAUAAAAAAUGUAUAAAGGAAUGGUAUUUUGCCCCCUGCUGUAAGGAACGGUAUUGCUUCAUAAGCCUUAAGUGCUGUGUAGAGUUGAGCAUAUAUUCAGUUAGAUUUGAUUCAAAGGGAUUAGAGAAUUGGAAUCUUGACUCUGGAUUAAUUCAAUUUCAGAUGUUUCGGUGGGAACCUGGAUGUUCACUGAGCUUGCUUGUUUUCUUGCAGAGGUUUCAUUACCGAACUAAGUAACGUCAUCCAUGCAGAGAUUCUUCUGCACAUGCAAUGCACAUUUCUGCAUAGGCACUGAAACAGCUUUUUUACCCUUACCAAAUAAACCCAUCUAUGAGCCACGGUGGCGCAGUGGUUAGAGUGCAGUACUGCAGGCUACUUCUGCUGACUGCUGGCUGACUGCAAUUUGGUCAAGUUCGAAUCUCACCAGGCUCAAGGUUGACUCUGCCUUCCCUCCCUCCAAGGUGGGUAAAAUGAGGACCCAGAUUGUUGGGGGCCAUGGGCUGACUCUGUAAAACCACUUAGAGAUUAAAGCACUGUAAAGCGGUAUAUAAGUCUAAGUGCUAUUGCUAUUUAGAUGUUUCACUUUGGAUAAUGAAAAUAGCGGCGUUUUCCAAAUCGAUUCAAUUUUUUCCCAAAUGGAUGAUUCAAAUCUGAUGUCAACACAAUUUUUCACAAACCUACGGACCAUAAAGGCAAGUCUUCUUAUAGAUCAGCUGGCACUGAGAAGACUUCAGAUGAAACCCUGCUACUUUUUCUACUUUUUGAAAUUCGGUGUUGGAGACAACUCUUGAGAAUCCCAUGGAAACAAACCAGUGCAUCAUGGAACAUAUCAGUCUAGAAUUCUCACUCAAGUGGUCAGGCUCAAAUGAUUUACUUUGGACUUGUAGUUGGUUUCACUUACCUUCACUACCGGUUUGGAAUUGUGAGCACAUGCUCACGUGCGCUUGCUUCACGCGUGGGGCGCUUCUGCGGGUGGGUGGGCGGAGGCUCCGCCGCUACCAGUUCAUCUGAACCAGGGCGAACCAGUAGAAACCUACCACUGCUUUGGACCCAUCAUGCAAAGGUCUGGCUCUCUUUUGAAGUCCAUAAUGCUGGGAAAGAUGGAAGGAAACGGGAAGAGAGGACGAUCAAUUGCAAAGUGGAUGGACUUGUUUACAGCUGUGAUUGGAAGAUCUGAAGGAUCGGGUUGGAGAUGGAUCCUUCUGGAGACCCACCUGUGCGGUUACUAAGAAUCCACACUAAUUCGAUAGCACAUCAUCAAUACUGUUAAUAAAUAGCCACAUAGCAGAAGGGCUAUGGAGAUUCUCAGUCGUUCAGGUCGUGGUUGUCCCAAAGGUACUUUUUAAAAAGGCAACUGGACUUCCUUGUUUCCCCCCCCCCCUUGAAAACAUUUCGCUUCUCAUCCAAGAAGCUUCUUCCGUUCAGUUCAGCUAGGGAUGAGUAGCUUUGGAAAAUAGCACCUUUGGGACACAAAGCAGAAGGUGUAGCUCGAUUCUAAACCAACGUUGUCCAAUCUUGGCAAAUUUAAGGCUUGCAGACUUCAAAUCCCAGAAUUCCCCAGCCAGCUAAUUCUGGGAUUUGAAGUCUGCAAGUCUUAAAAUUGCCAAAAUUGGACAUUCCAGCUCUCUAAACAGUGACAAGCAUUAUGAUGUUCUCCAUGCUUGGCAAAUAUGGAAGUUGUAGUCCAACGGGGGCAGGCCCCAAAAAGUUUGCCUGAGUUCUUCUCCAUGAUUGAAUGAAAGCCUCGUAUUUCUGACGUGCCUUGAUUGCGCCAUUCUCUUUGCUCAUCCUCCGUUGACUUUUGACUGGUGUUGUGUAAAAAAAAAAAGGCGGCUCAGAGAUUUUUGCUCAUCAAAGCGCUUAACCAAAUAAGGCCAACAUAAAUAAAGGGUUUUAGAAAGACAGAAA